AACGGUGCAGAUUUUAUUUUUAAAUUCCCUUCGGCACAUUUCUCCCGUGUUACUACACACAAUACAUUGCUCACGUUUAUCUUCGAAUUCCGUGGAAGAUAUCAGCCAUUGCUCAAUGAUUACAUAAAUUUCAAGCAUUAUAAUAUAACUGGAGGAAAACGAACCUUUUUAUUUCCACGUUUGUGUACAUUUAGAAGAAACGAAGAAGACGAGGUUUGAAAAAAACAGCGUGGAGCGAGCCGGGCGACCCGCAGGACGUUCGAAAUCACGUCGAGUUGAACGGGCUGAUCUCGAUAGCUCGACGAGGCACGACGAGUGUUCGCUUUCUCGAGAGUUCAGCCUGAUUCUCGUCUCGAGGGAGACGGGCAGCAUCUCCUAUUGGGUAUCGGUGUCGCGCGUCGAACGCGGCGAGAAUCCCUCGCGAGACGACGUCGAAAACGCCCGAAGAGCGCCGAGGACACGGCUGUCGGGGUGAGUCGUCGUCGUUUGCGCGGAGCGCGUACGACCAAUCGAGCGGUUCUCGAGCAUUCUCGGGUCCGUUCAGGGUCGAUGUGGGUCGGCUGUGCGGGGCGGUUUGGAACAGGGCAUCUCUCACAUCACCCUCGUCGCCCGGUCAAUCCCGCGAGAUCGUUCGAUCGACGGAUUGUCGCGUGUGGCCGAGAGUGGCGCGUUGUUCUUACAUGUUUUUUUAACGGGACACCGACGAGAAAAGGGUCAGAAGGUGAGAAGGAAGCCUGAUGGGUGUCAGGACAGCGAGGGGACGAGGGCAGGCUUCCUCGUACUCGCGUCUCGCGGCGAGCAGCGUCGUCGGGUCGCCGUCUCGUCGCCUGGAGCCGCGUGCAACGAAAUCGGCGAGCAGACCGUGCUCGUUCCUGUUAUGCGCGCACGCCAAGCGCCCGGAGUGUUUAUAACUGCACGACGUUCGUCAGUGCUCGUGGCGGAGGAGGCACAGGGAAAGGGAAAGGGCGACGAGGUGGAGGACGGGGAGGAAACUUGACAGAAGUGAGCAGAAGCGGCGGGGGAGGGAGCGAGGACGAGGGAGAAGAACGAGACAGAAAGAGAGAGAGAGAGAGAGUCUCCUGAGUCAGAGAGAAAAAGAGCGAGAGAGGCGCGAUCUCCGUGUAGCGCGCUCGCUUGGUCGGAGAGGAGAGAGAGAGACAGCGGUGUGACAGUGACGGAGAGAGAACGAGGAACGACGUUCGCGGCCGACGACGUAAUUCAUCGGUGUCCCCCCGGUGAGUGAACGCGAAAAGGCAUCGUGGUUCCGAGCUUCCCUUCAUUUUCCGCGCCUCCUCAGCGUGCUGCGGUGGUCAGUGCCGUUGCCCGAGAAAGAGAGAGAGAGGGAACGAAGUGACGUGCGGAGGUUCGGCGGCCUUGGGGAAUUAUCGUCGUCCGACUCUCGGGGACUCCGGAUAACCUGGUCGGCUCGGUGCGCACGCCGAGCUCCCGUGUCACUUUGACAGUCACAGUGUGACAGUUCGUCGAUCGGUCGGUCGGCAGGCUCGUCUCAUCACGCCGUCCGUCGAUCGAACUCUUCGCCUCCCGCACGCUCGAUCUCCGCCAAGAUCACAAUGUUCACGGGCACGAUGAAGAUCGAGAUCUGCGAGGCGGUGGGGCUACGCGCGACCGACAAGCAGCGGAAAUUCUGGCAGGACGAGCCUAUACUCGAUCCGUACGUGCAGCUGGACGUCGACGAGAACCACCUGUACCGCUCGUCCACCAAGCCGAAGACCUUCGAUCCCGUGUGGAACGAGUGCUUCAUCCACGAGGUGCAGGACGCGGUCACGCUUGGCUUCACCGUCUUCCACGACUCGGCACUGCCGCCGGAUUACUUCGUUGCCAAUUGCAGCAUCCCGUUCGAGGAGCUGGUCAGCCGGAACGGCAAGACUACCGACUUCUGGGUUGACCUGGAACCUCAAGGGAAACUGAGAGUGAAGAUAGACUUGAAAUGGAAUGACCAAGACCGACAGACAAGUUGCGGCACGGGCGGCGAUGGUGAGGCCAUCGGCGGCAGGGGCAUCGGCAGCAUCACCGCCAGCAAGGAGCCACGGCGGGAAUUCAAGGAGAGGCAGGGCUUCAAUCGCCGGCGAGAUGCGAUGCGACGGAGGGUCCACCAGGUGAACGGGCACAAAUUCAUGGCGACCUUCCUGAGGCAGCCGACCUUCUGCUCGCACUGCCGUGAAUUCAUCUGGGGCUUGGGCAAGCAGGGCUAUCAGUGUCAAGUGUGUACCUGCGUCGUCCACAAGAGAUGCCACAAGUUGGUGAUAACCAAGUGCCCGGGAAUGAAGGAUGCGGGUAAAGCAACUGCGUUACAGUCGAGUCAGGACACAGAGAGCCCGCGCUUCAGCAUAGACAUGCCCCAUCGGUUCGGCCCGCACAACUACAAGAGAUUCACGUUUUGUGACCACUGCGGAUCCCUGUUAUACGGUUUAUUCAAGCAGGGUUUACAAUGCGAAGCCUGCAACAUGAACGUUCACAAGCGUUGCCAGAAGAAUGUGCCGAACAGCUGCGGCAUCAAUACCAAGGCAAUGGCCGAGAUUCUCAGGCAGAUGAAUAUCUCCGCGGACAAGCACGUGAAAACUCCGAAGAUCAACUACAGAAUAACCGCAGGCGCCUCGGCGUCCACGGUCGCGGACGAGCUGGCCACGGACAAUUUGCAGGCGGGCCAGAAGGCAUUAGAAACACCAAUCAACGCCAAUGAGAACGCGGUGCCGGUGAACGGCAGUGAACAGAGAAAGUUCGGUAUAGAUGAUUUUAAUUUUAUCAAAGUCCUGGGUAAGGGCAGUUUCGGUAAAGUGAUGCUAGUGGAACGAAAGACUAACCCCGACGAGGUUUACGCCGUGAAGAUCCUGAGGAAAAGCGUGAUCCUCCAAGACGACGACGUGGACUGCACGAUGACGGAGAAGCGGAUCCUGGCCUUGGCGGCGAAGCAUCCCUUCCUCACGGCCAUCCACAGUUGCUUCCAAACGACCGACCGACUUUUCUUCGUCAUGGAAUACGUGAACGGAGGUGAUUUGAUGUUCCACAUUCAGAAGGCUCGGAAAUUCGACGAGGCAAGGGCGCGCUUUUACGCGGCGGAGGUGACGCUCGCGCUUCAGUUUCUGCACAAAAAUCACGUGAUAUACCGCGACCUGAAGUUGGACAACAUACUGUUGGAUCAAGAGGGACAUUGCAAACUCGCGGACUUCGGCAUGUGCAAGGAGAACAUAAUCGAGGGCCAAACUACGACGACGACGUUCUGCGGCACGCCGGACUACAUCGCGCCCGAGAUACUUCAGGAAAUACAGUACGGUGCUAGCGUCGAUUGGUGGGCCCUCGGUGUUCUCAUGUACGAGAUGAUGGCCGGACAGCCGCCGUUCGAGGCCGAGAACGAGGACGAGCUGUUCGAGUCGAUCUUACGGGACGACGUGCUCUACCCGGUGUGGAUCACCAAGGAAGCGGUGUCCAUAUUGAAAGGCUUCAUGACUAAAAAUCCUGCCAAGCGAUUAGGCUGCGUCGUAUCUCAAGGCGGCGAGGACGCCAUAAAGAUACAUCCCUUUUUCCAACACAUGGACUGGGAGGCGCUCGAGGCGCGCAGGUUAAAGCCACCAAUUAGACCUAAAAUUAAAAACGAGAAGGACGCUAUGAACUUCGACACGGAAUUCACCAAGGAGGACCCCGUGUUAACGCCGGAAGAAACGGAGGACGUGAACUACAUUAACCAAGAGGAGUUUCGUGGUUUCUCCAUGGUCAACAAGGACUUUAAUCCAGCCAGGUGGCGAAUGCGCUAAGUCGCGAAGCUGGAAAGAUCGGCGUUCGCGAAGCUGCUCGAGGUCUCCUUUGGCCGUUACGUCCGAUUCGGAGAU
Molecule: messenger RNA, 3845 nt
Organism: Dinoponera quadriceps
Lineage: Eukaryota; Metazoa; Arthropoda; Insecta; Hymenoptera; Formicidae
Gene: Pkc98E
Product: protein kinase C
Exons: 10
Coding region: 1572-3770 (732 amino acids)
Biological process (GO): protein phosphorylation
Molecular function (GO): diacylglycerol-dependent serine/threonine kinase activity; ATP binding
Source: RefSeq, a predicted model, not a curated record